CCUCGUGCACAAGUAUUGGAGUUUUCUUGUUCCCGGCGGGUUUUCGAAGUUUGAGCUCAGGAGUGCUAACGGAGGCCGAGUAAAGUUCCCUUGGAGAUCUAGUGUCAUUGUCAGGAAGACUUUGUCAGUCAGAACUCCCUCAGAAGAUGGUACAGGUCUCUCGUCUACUCGUCAUUCUGUUCCUAAUCUCUCUGACCUCUGCUCAGUCAGACUCGGCCGUCCAGACUACUUCUAACGGCCAAACAGCAGUUUUUCGUCUGCCGAACAGUGUCACCGGCGUCGUAGGUUACAGGACUGAACACCUUUGGCCACUUAUCAAUUACACAGUCUCUUACCAAGGAAAAAUAAUCGGGGAAAAAGCGUUGAAAUCACUUAAAUGGAAAUCACAGUGGAUGCCCCUUCUCAAGUUACCAAAGGAAAUAAACGGAACCAACCUGGAGGAUCCACAAGGACUUGAUACAAGAAAUGUCUCCUUAUCAAGUAACAGAAGAGGUUCAGUGGCUAAUGAUGACGUUACCUCCACAGAUCAUGAGCUGCAGAAAGCCACUCCUGGUGAGGAAGUCCUUCUUGACCUUCCCGAGGAAGACGAUGUGUGGGUGGCUGUCUGGAACGAACUUGGCCGAGAAAUCAGAACGGAACUCAGCUUGUUCCACGAGCAGGAAAAAUACCUUCAUCUCAACAUAAAUGUAUCACAACUUUGCGGAUCCUUUAUGGAAAUGAUACUUGUCGUCUAA
This is a messenger RNA of Macrobrachium nipponense, 734 nucleotides long. RefSeq lists its product as uncharacterized. The transcript is spliced from 5 exons. Lineage: Eukaryota; Metazoa; Arthropoda; Malacostraca; Decapoda; Palaemonidae. Bases 147 to 734 code for a protein of 195 amino acids. The record is from RefSeq and is a predicted model, not a curated record.